Echinops telfairi (small Madagascar hedgehog) is the source of this 1794-nucleotide messenger RNA. RefSeq names its product autophagy related 12 (gene ATG12). The record is from RefSeq and is a predicted model, not a curated record. Gene Ontology annotation, cellular component: phagophore assembly site membrane; Atg12-Atg5-Atg16 complex; cytoplasm. Bases 21 to 443 code for a protein of 140 amino acids. Gene Ontology annotation, biological process: nucleophagy; autophagy of mitochondrion; autophagosome assembly. The transcript is spliced from 4 exons. NCBI's taxonomy places the organism in Eukaryota, Metazoa, Chordata, Mammalia, Afrosoricida, Tenrecidae.
GUCGACUCUCACGGAGCAAGAUGGCGGAGGAGCCGGAGUCGGUGCUGCAGCUCCCACCCCCUGCUGCUGCUGGCUGCGAAGGACUUACGGAGGUUUCCCCAGAAACCGUCACCCCUGAACCCCCUUCUUCCGCUGCAGUGUCCCCGGGGACAGAGGAACCUGCCGGAGACACCAAGAAAAAAAUUGACAUCCUUCUGAAGGCUGUGGGAGAUACCCCUAUUAUGAAAACGAAGAAGUGGGCUGUAGAGCGGACCCGAACCAUUCAAGGACUCAUUGACUUCAUCAAAAAGUUCCUUAAGCUAGUGGCCUCUGAACAGUUGUUUAUUUAUGUGAAUCAGUCCUUUGCCCCUUCCCCAGACCAGGAAGUUGGAACACUCUAUGAGUGUUUUGGUAGUGAUGGUAAACUGGUCUUACAUUACUGCAAGUCCCAGGCCUGGGGAUGAACCACAAAGAAAAACAACUUGCAACGGAAUCAUCCCAAAGGAAAAAGUCCUGAAAAGCUUUGGUGUUUGUGGCCAAAGAUUUUAAGGAUAAUGACCUGCUAUCAGCUUGUAUCUACUGCGACCAGUUGUUUAUGCACAAGAAAUCAUCUAGAGUAGAUGCCCCAAAAUGGAACUUGUAUUCAUAUGCACCACAUCAUGGAAGAUUAGGGUAUACCAAUUGCUGCUACAAUCAGUGAUCCAGACCUGCCUCCAAGGAACUGAAGAGGAGAUUAAGGAAAUAUAAAGCUUUCCGUAUUACAAGUUCUCAAAAUGACAAGACAGCUUGCUGCUGCUGUAUUAGCACUCUUUUGUUUUGGGUUGUUUUCCAUCCAAAAGUUUAUUUACUAAAGAGUUGGUGUUUUAGUUUCUGUUUGUUUUUAUCUAUUCUAAGAAAUUUGGUUUGCCUGUGUCUUGUCUCAUUUUCACUUAUAGCUACUGUGUUACUGUAAAAGAAAGUCAUGUUCACCUGCUGCUUUUAUACCUUUCCUAGACCAGAGGGGGGCAGUCAAUCCCCAAGUAGAUUAGGCAGCAGAGCAGUUGAACUUCUUUGCCAGCAACAAUGAAGGGAGAGGAAAAGGAAUGCCCACUACUUUUUAGUAAACAGGCAGGAGAGCAGUUUUGACAAAUUCAAAGAAUGUCGUAGAGAAUGAAAGUCUAUUGUUUAAAAUGAAGUAUUUUCUUGGGAAACAAUGUACAAAUUCUAGAAAAAUAACUCUCAGCUCUUUUCAGUCCUGCCGUGUCAUGAUUCUUGAUGGCACUGUAAGUACUCAAGUAAUCUUAGCAACGUAUUUUGAGUUUUACGUGGUGUAUUUUCCAGCCUGAAAGCCCUCAAAGAAUAGUUGAAACAUAGCCUUGUUUUAUAUUUUUGUAUGUAUUUCAUGCUAUAAGACUCAAAGUACCUUCAUACUAAUGGUAUUAGAUAGUUGCUGAAAGGGCAAUUUGAUGUACUCCUUUAUUUUGUAUUAUGCUUGUAAUGCAACUUUUUAAAAAUAUCCCAUUCAACUAAACAAAUGGGCUCAGAAAAUAAAUAACAUCACUGUGAGUUCCAUGCUUGUUUAAAAAAAUCAUCCAUGUGUGACCAGUCAGCAUUUACCCUAAAUCAAAGAUACGAGAACAAACAGAUGUGACUUGGAAGAAAUACAACUGGACUGUUCCUUAGAAGCAAAGAUGGUAACAUUUCAUCUCACAUGCAUUGGACGUGAUAUUAGGAAAGACCAAUCCUUGGAGAAGGACAUGCUUGGUAAAGUGGAACAGCGGCAAGAAGGAAGACUCUUGACCAGAUGGGUUUGCACAGUGGCUCCAACAGUGGGCU